UAUGGUUAGGUGUAUAUUUAGUUACCUUCAUUAUAGCCUAGGAUCUUUGUAUAUAUACACAUGUUGACAAAGAUUAAUGAGGCAGAUUAUUACCUUCUUACAUGGUAUCAGACUAGGGCACGAUUCUGCUCAUCUCUCUUCCUCCAUCUCCACGUCAACCUCAUCAUCUUUCUCCUACAAUCAGCCACUAUGACUGAUUCCUCCUCAUCUGACUCCACCAAGUCCUUCUUCCACCCAGCUUUGGCUGUCUCCAACAUCAAAAAUCACAUCUCCAUUACUCUUGAGAUGGAAAACGUCCAAUAUGGGACAUGGGCGGAACUCUUCAAAAUCCACGCCAAGUCCCACAGAGUCCUCCACCAUAUCAUUCCACCGGAGUCCGGGAAAGAAAAGGUGCCCAAAAUCGAUGCUGAAAAAGAGUUAUGGUCGACUCUUGAUGCCACGGUUCUUCAAUGGAUUUAUGCUACCAUCUCUACUGACCUAUUGCAUACUAUCCUUGAACCCGACUCCACGGCCAUGGAAGCUUGGAAUAGGCUGCGUGACAUAUUCCAAGACAACAAAAAUUCUCGAGCCGUCACUCUUGAGCAUGAAUUUUCUCACACUAAUAUGGAGGAUUUUCCUAAUGCUUUCGCGUAUUGCCAACGACUCAAGAUUCUAUCCGAUCAACUGAAGAACGUCGGUGCUCCAGUCUCUAACAACCGCCUCGUCCUUCAAAUGGUAGCCGGACUCACUGAUGCGUAUAAGGGGGUGGGUACACUCAUCCGUCAAAGCAAUCUUCUUCCUCUCUUCUAUCAAGCCUGUUCCAUGCUCAUUCUUGAAGAAACAGGCUUCAACAAACAGCUUGCCACGGGAUUCGCUAAUGCCAUGAUUGCUCGGGAUUACGACGAUAAUCCUCUUCCGGGAAAUAACCACCCAAACGGUCAGAAUAACAGUGGUAAAAGGCAUCAAAACCGCAGCAACAAUGGUGGAAAGAACCAUGGCAGAGGCGGUGGCAAUAGGGGGAUCAACAACCGAAACAGUGGUGGUUUUGGUGGUGGAUGCGGCGGUGGCCCGACACCCGCGACCGGCGACAACGGUGGCAAGAACCUUGGAUGGGGAACGCACAGCAAUGGCAGUGGCCCUACAUGCCGUGGCCUGUGCCUCCUUAUCCGAUUACCGGACGGGGAUGCAUCUAAUGAGAUGUGA
Lycium ferocissimum is the source of this 1182-nucleotide messenger RNA. RefSeq lists its product as uncharacterized. The coding region runs from base 61 to 1182 and encodes 373 amino acids. NCBI's taxonomy places the organism in Eukaryota, Viridiplantae, Streptophyta, Magnoliopsida, Solanales, Solanaceae. The record is from RefSeq and is a predicted model, not a curated record. The transcript has 2 exons.